Messenger RNA from Rasamsonia emersonii CBS 393.64, 1332 nucleotides. RefSeq lists its product as uncharacterized. NCBI's taxonomy places the organism in Eukaryota, Fungi, Ascomycota, Eurotiomycetes, Eurotiales, Trichocomaceae. The transcript is spliced from 2 exons. The record is from RefSeq and is a predicted model, not a curated record. The coding region runs from base 1 to 1332 and encodes 443 amino acids.
AUGGCCAACACUAUCGCUCCAGUCCAUCCGGCUCGUCCGGCCCAGCAGGCCCAUCAAGCCCCGUCCGUUCUCGUCGAGGCCGGGCUCGCACUAUCGCUAUCGACAAAACAGACCACCCGCCGGCUGCGCAAGCGCGAGCAACCCGCCUUCCUGCCCACGCCCGAAGACUGGCAGUACUUCCAUUCUCUCCCGCCGAAGAUCCAACAGACACACUUUUCGAAGGAAGAGCGGCUUCUGCUGCAGAGUCUGCCGGACGCUGAUAUCAUUGACGCAGCCGAUCUAGCCGUCUAUAAGUUUGAACAACGACGACGAGCGUUACUCCAGAGACAGUCUCCUUCCGAGACGGAGAGGACCCCCCGAAGCAGCUCGAGAGGUUCAAUUGCGUCGGCUUCCACGUCCUCAGAACCCGUCGACUCCGCCAUCGAUAUGGAGGACUCGUUUUACGACAGUUUCCGCUGGCUUGACGAGGAUGGUGACCUCGAUCUGACCUUGGAUCCCUAUCAUGCCCAUGUCGCAGAAAGCGCCGCAGUCUCGCCGCCUGCAACGUCUGCGUCGCAGCGUCGAAAGCCCUCCUUUCGGCGGACCUUGUCCUUUACCCAUAAAGCUCGCGCGUCGACCUCCAACGCCAGCCAACGAUCGCUGAACUCGAGUCAAUCAUCCACUAUUCCCUUCCCGAUCCUGGGCCAAACCGCUCGUUCCCGCAGCGCCAACGGGCGGCCAGCGUCCAGCCAACCCGCAGCCCGUCGCCACACCUGCCAUCGUUCCUCCUCUUCGAUUGAUCCGUCUGCCCAGUACUACCAAGAUCCCGAAGCCCGACUGAAGCUGCGUGUCUACUUGGCAUCCCCGCAGAAGUUUGAUGAGGCCGUGGAGUUCGGAUUUCCCUCUCUGGAUGACAAGGAGAACCUUCGACCCAAACCUCCAUCCCAUGAAUGGAAGCGGUCCCCUCGAUCCAGCCACCAGGAUUCUGCUGGCACUUUCUUGGACGAUGACACCGCGUCCGCAGAUGGGGACGUCGCGGGCGAUCCCGCCAACGACCGGAAGGAAGAAAGUGAAUCUUUUGAAAUCUACAAGGAUUCUGCAGGCAACCGCAGACCGCAGCCUCUGCCGUCUCGGAACCCUCCGGUUGGUCGACAUCGCGAGAUGACUUUGAAAAUGACCUUGACACGGCCGGAUUUGCGAACGCUCGAUUCCAGCUACAACGACGCGGAUGACCCAUUGAAGUUGGCUGAGCUGCCUCCGGUGGAUGAACACGCCAAUUUGUGGGAUGAUUACCCAGAACGUCAAGGCGUGGUAAAGAAGAUGUGGCGCAAAUUUCGCAGGCGAAAAGACUAG